AUGAACACUUUCAAAGGAAUAUCCUCAUCAAAUUUUUGUACCAACAUUUCAAAUGAUACACCUUCAAUAAAUUUUCAUAUUCAACGAUUAUUAUACUCAUCAGAUCAUGAGAAUUUGUCUUCAAAUGAUGUGAAUAUGAAACGAACUGCAACGACCACAACCUCGACUGCCGCCACCACAACCGCCAUUACAACAACAACCAAUGAGACAAUCAAAUAUCACUCUGAUGACAAAUAUCAACCACUCGUAAAUAAUAAAGAUCAAUCUGACCUAAGUACAACUAUUACACAAUUGUUAAAUACAUAUAGUCCAGAGAAAUUAUCACUAUUUACAAAAUUAACACAAAAUCUAUACGAAAAUAAUCUUACAACAACUCCGACGGAAUUAGAAUGUUUUCUAAAAACAAAAUUAGACAUGACAAAAAGUGUGGAGUCUUUUCAACAACAACAGCAACACGAAGUUGAUGUGAAUAGUUUGAGAAAGAAAUUAUUUUUAUUGACUGAUGAACAAAAGCAUCAUCAUCUUCAUCAUCAUCAGCAACAGCAACAGAAUCAUGUUCCUAGUUAUCAUUAUCCUAAUCAACAGGAUAAUCAUGGACAAGAAGAUUUGACACUGAAAAAAACCAAUGAACACUAUGAAGAGAAUUUAACAAUGAUUAAAAAUUUAAUUAAAGAUUAUAUGAAUAGUCAGAAUGUUGUCACAAAAACAUUACAGGAUGAAUCGAAAUCGCCCAUAUUCUAUCCAACUAAUCAUAAUAAUAAUCAUGAGAAUAUUAGCCAUAAGAUUGAUAAUGAUACUACUAACUAUGCACAAAAAGUUUAUGAAUUUUUAACUAAUGAAUAUGGUGGGACGCAUAAUCUGUUACCGUUCAUGUUACAUAAUCCUGGUAAGUUGAAAGUUAUUGAUUGUGUUUUGGUGAAAAUAUAUUCAUUAUUUAGUUGA
Molecule: messenger RNA, 942 nt
Organism: Schistosoma turkestanicum
Lineage: Eukaryota; Metazoa; Platyhelminthes; Trematoda; Strigeidida; Schistosomatidae
Source: the annotation of a GenBank genome assembly